Myotis lucifugus (little brown bat) is the source of this 3672-nucleotide messenger RNA. It is a transcript of the gene SMPDL3B, whose product is annotated as sphingomyelin phosphodiesterase acid like 3B. The transcript is spliced from 9 exons. Gene Ontology annotation, biological process: sphingomyelin catabolic process. The record is from RefSeq and is a predicted model, not a curated record. Gene Ontology annotation, molecular function: sphingomyelin phosphodiesterase activity. Bases 45 to 1517 code for a protein of 490 amino acids. NCBI's taxonomy places the organism in Eukaryota, Metazoa, Chordata, Mammalia, Chiroptera, Vespertilionidae.
GUCACUACUUGAGCCAAUUCCGCAAAGACAGGGUUGAAUCAUACAUGAGCGUUUACUCCAAACUGCCGGCAGGAUGGGAGAGCAGCAGGUCAUCCACAAAAAUCUGCUCUGCAGCCCCCCCUAAGCCAACUGCUUAUAUAAGAGUCCAAAGGUCUGGCAGGCAUAGCACCUCGGUGCACCCAGGUCACACCCUGCUGGGCAAAGGAGGAAAAGCCAGAGGAGCCUUCGAUGACUGGAAACACCAGGUAACAGGACAGGAAGCUCUGCUCAGGCCAGCAGCCACCAUUUCCUACUUAGGAAGCCUGUGGCUCGAACCACAGCUCCUGGAAAAUCCCACGUACCCUGUGACGCAAGCCCCAGGGAUGAGCCUGCUCAAGCUGCUGCUUUUCCUGGCCCACUGGGGAGUCGCCAGGGCUGCUCCAGGGAGGUUCUGGCACAUCUCUGACCUGCACCUGGACCCCGACUACAAGGUGUCCACAGACCCCCUCCAGGUCUGCCCCUCAGCUGGCUCCCGGCCGGUGUACAACUCGGGCCCCUGGGGUGACUACCUCUGUGAUUCUCCCUGGGUCCUCAUCAACUCCUCCAUCCACGCCAUGAAGGAGAUCGAGCCGGAGCCAGACUUCAUCUUCUGGACAGGGGACGACACCCCUCACGUGCCCAACGAGAGGCUGGGAGAAGCAGCUGUGCUGAGAAUCGUGGAACGCCUGACCAACCUCAUCAGAGAAGUCUUUCCGGAUACUAAAGUAUACGCUGCUUUGGGAAAUCAUGACUUUCACCCCAAAAGCCAGCUCCCAGCAGGGAGCAACAGUAUCUACAAUCAGAUAGCAGAACUAUGGAGACCCUGGCUCAAUAAUGAAUCCAUUGCUCGCUUCAAAGAAGGUGCGUUCUAUUCUGAGAAGUUGCCGGGGACGACUGGGCGCGUUGUGGUCCUCAACACCAAUCUGUACUAUACCAGCAACGAGCAGACGGCCAGCAUGGCUGACCCUGCCCUGCAGUUCCAGUGGCUGGAAGAUGUGCUGAGCAACGCGUCCAGAGCUGGGGAAAAGGUGUACAUCAUUGGCCACGUGCCCCCGGGGUUCUUUGAGAAGAAAGGGAACAAAAUGUGGUUCCGGGAGGGAUUCAACGAGAAGUACCUGAAGGUGGUCCAGAAGCAUCAUCGAGUCAUCGCAGGGCAGUUCUUCGGGCACAACCACAUGGACAGCUUUCGGAUGUUCUAUGAUAAUGCAGGUGCCCCCAUCAGUGUCAUGUUCCUUACACCUGGAGUCACCCCAUGGAAAACCACAUUACCUGGAGUGGUCAAUGGGGCCAACAACCCAGGCAUCCGAGUGUUCGAAUACGACCGAGCCACGCUGAGCCUGCAGUGUCCCCAAGAUAAGAUGGAUCUCCUCAGCCUGGUAUUCAAGUAUGCCCUCAGGCCCACUGCCUACAGAUCUGUCUUCUCUACACCGAUUACACUGCAGCUAAUGCAGGUUCCCAACUCACCAAGCAGCCCGUCACCUCCCGGGAUGUGCUUGUGAUGAUUGAAAUGACAAAGAAACAUUAUUCCUUAAUUUAUUCAACAAACUAUUAAUGGUCUGCUAUGUGCCAGGCCGGUGCUAAGCACAGGAGAUACCUAAGUGAACACAACAAAGUCACUGCUUUCCUGGAGCUGACGUUCUUACAGGAGUAAACAACUAAGUCAAGUCAAGUACGACAUGAGAUACGUGCUAAGGAGAAAAGAAAACAGCGAAGAGGCAGGUGGUGACGAUGGUCAUAGAGUGUGUGUGCCGUUACAGGUGUGGCAGGAAAGUGUCACUGACAGGAUGACAUUUCAAUCCCGAGUAAACUGAGGGAGCGAGCCAUGUGAGCAUCUGGUGGAGGAAGGGCGAGUCUUUUGCCCUGGGGUGGGAGUGUGGCUGGUGUGUUAGAAGAGCAAGGAGGCCAGUGUGGCCACAGUGGGAGGGACAAGGUUAGAUCACGCAGGCCAUGAGUAGGACUCUGGAUUUGGAAGGUUUGGGGCCGAAGAAUUAAAUAUGCUGACUUACAAAAUUUACAAAGCCACCAUAUCUGCUGUGCAGAGAACAGGCUGUAGAGGUCAAGGGCAGAAGCAGGAGGACGAGACAGGAGGUGACUGCACCAACCACGAGAGGUGAUGGUGCAGCAGGUGGUGAGACGUGCCAGAUCCUGGAUGUAUUGUGACGGCAGAGCAGACAGGAUUUGCUGGUGGACUGGACGAGGGGUGUGAGGAAAGAGGAAUCCAGGAGGACUCCAAGGCUUUGGUUUGAAAACCUGGAAGGAGGAAGUUGCUGUCGACUGCAAUGGGAUCACUGCAGGAGCAAGUUUGGGAGGGAAGACCAGAAAAUUGGUUUUGGACCUGUUAGCUUCAGGAUGUCUAAGUGGCAUGCAAGUGAAAAUGCCGAGGGAGGAGGCAGCUGGAGUCCCAGGAAGAGGUGGGUACUGAGAUUUAAUCUGGGAGUUGAGAAAUGCCAUCUAAAACACGGACUGGAUAAGAUAACCUCGGUCCUUGAUUCUGGAGUAAAUGAAGGUGGAGAAGAGGGCUGAGGAUUUUGAAGAGUGUGAUCUCUGUCCACAUGGGCACUCAGAGGCCUUUUUCAGCAAGAGGAAUUACAGGCUGGGACUCCCUCCUCCUCCCUGCACCUGGCCCCACCAACGAUCGGUCGUUUGUUUUGCCACGAUGCAAUGUGAGAGGUCGCAGUUCUAGCCUGGGCACCAACAUGCCUAAUCAGCGGUUCUCAACCUGUGGGUCGUGACCCCUUUGGGGGUCGAACGACCCUUUCACAGGGGUUGCCUAAUACCAUCAGAAAACACAUAUAUAAUUACAUAUUGUUUUUGUGAUUAAUCACUAUGCUUUAAUUAUGUUCAAUUUGUAACAAUGAAAUUGGGGGUCACCACAACAUGAGGAACUGUAUUAAAGGGUCGCGGCAUUAGGAAGGUUGAGAACCACUGCCUUACAUCCUUCUCAGGGAGGGAGUCAGACACACGGGGGUUUGAAUCUUGGCUCCGCCACUCAGGAGCUGUUGAACUCCAUGGGCCUCCCUUGCUUCCUCUGUAAAUGGGAGGCAGGAAAUACCACGCAUACAUGGCAGCUCCUCUAACCCUACCUCUAGUGACCUGAAGCAGAUCCACAGAUUUAAGUGGAAAGUGUUGGACAGAUAAACCCUUCCAGAUUCUAGUCCUGAAGAUGCACCUGAGUCCUAGGGGUCUUGGGUGUAUCCCAAGCCUCCAGUCAUCCACAAUUCUAUAGCCUAUCUCAGCCAGGCGCUCCGUCCUACUUCUUCAAGUUGCUUUUUGUCCAUUUAUUCUAUAAAUAUUUACUGAGCAUCUUCUGUGUACCCGGAAGCUUGCUGGGACAGAAAAUGCACAGGCCAGGGGGUCAACCACCUGGUUCCACUCCUGCCUUGGCCACUGAACACCUGUAGGGCCCUGGGCAAAGAAAUUAACCUCUUUAGGACUCAGUUUCUUCAUCUGUGAAAUGGGGAUGAUAAGCGCAGUUACUUCAUCAGAUUCAAUUAGCGGAUGUCACACACACACACACACACACACACACACACACCUGGUAAGUAGUAAAUGCUCAUUACCUAAUAGCAGUCAUUAUGGAGGGUGGGGGCAAAAGCAAGGUGCAGGAUUCGGGGUGGAAGCAGACAGGUAUCCAUAGCCGGCCUCCUGCCCCCU